AUGCGAUUGCCUUACGUCGUGGUGGCGACUUUGGUAACUCUUUUUGCUGGCGGAGAUACUGUUUUGGCAGCAAAGGAAUCGAACCAAGCGACUCACGCUGUUCAGAACAUUCACAAUAUCCCUGUUAUAGCUCGUGUGCUGCAUACCGCCGUCAGCGAAGCCAACGUUCAGCGUUUUUUGCGAAUCGAGACUACAAUUGACUCGGAAAAUGAAGAGGAGAGGGCACUCCCAUCAGGAGUGAGCAAGCUCGCGGAAAAGUUCAAGCCAAGCGCUGACAAACUCAAGUCUCUCACGACUAAACUUGCUCCAACGACAGAGAAGCUGACGGACAAGGCGAUGGCCGUCGCAGUGAGGCUCAAACCCGUAGCGGACGCGUUCCCUGGAAAGCUGAAGCCGAUCGCGGAUAAACUCAUGCCUAUUCUCAAACCUCUUGCAGAGAAGCUAAAGGCAACCCCAAGCGUCGAAAAACUCAUAGCCAAGCUCAGGAACUUUGCGGAAAAGAUCAAAAACUACAAAGUUGGAGAGCAUACCAUCCGUGAGCGCUACACGAUGGCCAAGUUUGAGCUCUGGUUUAAGCAAAAUAAGACGCCGGAUGAUGUCAAGGCGAUGCUGAAAAUCGGAGAAGGGGCCAUAGUGAACACGAAGAACUACGACCUGUCGGUCCAGUACAACGCUUUCUAUAGGUGGGCCCAGAGAGAUAAGGAGGUGAAGGCGGCGAAAGCAGCGGCAGCGGCAGCGGCAGCAUGAUCUCUUGUGGUGACUAGUGGUUUGACUGUAGAGUAUGAAUUUUUUUUACGGCUAUCUCGACAUCAUCUUGCGUCCAGACACUCAAUGAAUGCAUUGGUUGCAUAAUUAGCGAUACAAACGCACCA
Molecule: messenger RNA, 872 nt
Organism: Phytophthora nicotianae INRA-310
Lineage: Eukaryota; Oomycota; Peronosporomycetes; Peronosporales; Peronosporaceae
Exons: 1
Coding region: 1-747 (248 amino acids)
Source: RefSeq, a predicted model, not a curated record